Ananas comosus (pineapple) is the source of this 1207-nucleotide messenger RNA. Its product is annotated as 50S ribosomal protein L15, chloroplastic. The record is from RefSeq and is a predicted model, not a curated record. Bases 78 to 884 code for a protein of 268 amino acids. Gene Ontology annotation, molecular function: structural constituent of ribosome. NCBI's taxonomy places the organism in Eukaryota, Viridiplantae, Streptophyta, Magnoliopsida, Poales, Bromeliaceae. Gene Ontology annotation, biological process: translation. The transcript has 4 exons. Gene Ontology annotation, cellular component: cytosolic large ribosomal subunit; ribosome.
CCCCUAUCUCUCUCCUCCACGCUCACGCACUCUCCUUUAUCCACUUCGUCUUCCUCCUCCCCCGCUCCUCUCUCGCCAUGAACGCUCUCCUCUCCCUCUCCCUCUCCCUCUCCUCCUCCUCUUCUCCCUCUCCCCUCCUCCUCCGGCUCCCCCCUUCUCCCUUCAAGGGCAACGUACGAACCCUAUGCCCGCUCUUCCUGCGGAGGCAAACCAAGACCCCCUCGCUCUUCUGCUGCAGAGCCUCCGCCGCGGAUUAUGCGGCGUCGGCGUCGGCGUCGGCGGUGGCGACGGAGCGAUUUCGAUUGAACAACUUGGGGCCGCAGCCGGGGUCGCGGCGGAAGGGGAAGCGGAAGGGGCGGGGGAUCGCGGCGGGGCAGGGCAACAGCUGCGGCUUCGGCAUGCGCGGCCAGAAGUCCCGCUCCGGCCCCGGCGUCCGCAAGGGCUUCGAGGGCGGCCAGAUGCCCCUCUACCGCCGCAUCCCCAAGCUCCGCGGCAUCGCCGGCGGAAUGCAUGCUGGGUUACCAAAGUAUGUUCCUGUUAAUCUUAAAGAUAUUGCAAGUGCUGGAUUUCAAGACGGUGAUGAGAUAUCACUGGAGUCUUUGAAAGCAAGAGGCUUGAUCAACCCAUCUGGCAGGGAAAGAAGACUACCUUUGAAGAUCUUGGGGGACGGUGACUUAUCUGUUAAGUUGGACAUAAAGGCGAGAGCCCUUUCUGCAACAGCGAGAGAGAAGCUCGAGGCCGCAGGUUGCACUAUCACUGUUUUGCCAGGAAGGAAGAAGUGGGUUAAGCCAUCGGUUGCCAAGAACCUCGCGCGUGCCGAGGAGUAUUUCGCUAAGAAAAAAGCUGCGUCAGCAGCAGCUGGUGCUGAUUCAGCUUCCGCAUAAUCUCCUCCAUACCAUCUGAUCUUUCAAUUUAUUGUAUCAGAUGCCAUCUGGGUAAGCUGUUCUUUUCCUUGGUGGUACAGUUUUUUUUUUUUUUUUUUUGGUUUUGGUUUCCUUUCUUUUUCUAGUAUGUCUAUUUUAUGCAAUUUUUCAUUUCUCUUUGUUCUCAAUUUAAUUGUUUAUGCAAUUUUUCUUUUCUCUUGGUUAGUAUUCAAUGAGAGGGGAUGAGCUAGAGGUUGAGCUAGGCUUAGGAUUGCAUAUUUCAUGUGAAAAUUCAAUCACUUCCCAUGCCUUACCACUAGAAAUCAAGAAAUUUGGUUGUGAGA